GUGCGGGCGGCCACCCCUGCGGGUGAGGCAGCUGCGGGGACGAAUAUAGAGUCCUGUUCCAUUUGAGCUACUAUAACAGAGCACCGGAGACCGGGCAGCCUGUAAAACAGCAAAUGUCAUUUCUCACAGUGUGGAGGCCAGACAUCUGAGCCCUACACGCUUCUCCGAUACCGUCUCCCUCAGACGUGCCACGGCCCAGAUGAUGGCGGCGGCCCGGCUCCUGCCGCCACCAGCGGUGCCUCAGGCCAAGGUGACCUUCGAGGACGUGGCUGUGUUCCUCUCCCAGGAUGAGUGGGACCGUCUGGGCCCCGCCCAGCGUGGCCUCUACCGACACGUGAUGAUGGAGACCUAUGGGAAUGUGGUCUCCGUGGGAAUUCCAGGAUCCAAGCCCGAGGUGAUCUCCCAGCUGGAGCGAGGAGAGGAGCCGUGGGUCCUGGACAAGCAGGGCAACGAGCAGCUCAGGGGCUGGGGCAUCAGCCGCUCAGGCUCUCGGAUCGGACCUGGCCCUUCUCCAGCCACACUGUCAGGAUGUGAGCCCAAGGAUCAGGACCAGAACGCAGACUCCAGCCUGAGGCCGCUCACUUCAGAGGAGAUAUCAAUGAUUCUGAGGAAAACGCCUGCCGAGUGGAGUGAUCCGGGAAGUUACGAACCUGAGCAGAGUUUCCGUCUGAGUCCCAGCCCUGCCGGCCCCCCUGAAGGCCAGGCUGUGAGCCCCAGCGCGCCGGUCGCCCAGCGCCCGGCCGUUCCUGGCGGGGAGAGGCCCUACCGGUGCGUGGAGUGCGGGAAGUGCUUUGGCCGGAGCUCCCACCUGCUGCAGCACCAGAGGACACAUACUGGGGAGAGGCCCUAUGUGUGCGGUGUGUGUGGCAAGGCCUUCAGCCAGAGCUCGGUGCUCAGCAAGCACAAGAGGAUCCACACGGGCGAGAAGCCCUACGCGUGCCACGAGUGUGGAAAGGCCUUUCGAGUGAGUUCGGAUCUCGCUCAGCAUCACAAGAUACACACAGGGGAGAAGCCACACGAGUGUCUCGAGUGCCGCAAGGCCUUCACGCAGCUCUCGCACCUCCUGCAGCACCAGCGCAUCCACACUGGCGAGCGGCCGUACGUGUGCGGUGUGUGCGGCAAGGCCUUCAACCACAGCACUGUGCUGCGCAGCCACCGGCGGGUGCACACGGGGGAGAAGCCGCACGAGUGUGCAGAGUGUGGUCGCGCCUUCAGCGUGAAGAGGACCCUGCUCCAGCACCAGCGGGUGCACACCGGGGAGAAGCCCUACGCCUGCGGCCAGUGUGGCCGCGCGUUCAGUGACCGCUCCGUCCUCAUCCAGCAUCACAGCGUGCACACUGGCGAGAAGCCGUACGAGUGUGGCGAGUGUGGCAAAGCCUUCCGGCACCGCUCCACCCUCCUGAACCAUGAGCGCAUCCACACGGAGGAGAAGCCGUAUGGCUGCUACGCCUGCGGCAAGGCCUUCGUGCAGCACUCCCACUUGACCCAGCACCAGCGGGUCCACACCGGGGAGAAGCCCUACGUGUGCAGCGAGUGCGGCCAUGCCUUCAGCGCCCGCAGGUCCCUGGUCCAGCACCAGCGGGUCCACACCGGCGAGCGGCCCUUCCGCUGCGCACAGUGUGGCAAGGCCUUUAGCUUGAAGGCCACGCUGAUUGUGCACCUGAGGACCCACACGGGCGAGAGGCCGUACGAGUGCAGCCGCUGCGGCAAGGCCUUCAGCCAGUACUCGGUGCUCGUGCAGCACCAGCGCAUCCACACGGGCGAGAGGCCGUACGAGUGUGCGGAGUGCGGCCGCGCCUUCAACCAGCACGGCCACCUCAUCCAGCACCAGAAGGUGCACAGGAAGCUGUGACCUUGCCUGUACGUGAAGCCACACUUGGGAGCUCGGGCUCCCAGCCCUGGGAAGCCUCCAGUCUGGGCGAAGCCCCUGCCAGUGACACCCAGUGUCACCGAGGAACUCACGGGCAACACCGAAGCGUCUCUGUAAGAACUUCAGAGGACACCUCAUUUGCUUCUCUCACCGUCUUAAAGUUACGUCGCAGAGUAGUCUCACAAUGUAGUGAGUUUUGGUAAAGACAGCUACUAUUCUUUAUUAACGUUAGUUAGAAAUGAGAAACUAAAGGAAGUUUCAGCAUAAGGACCACUGUCCCAGCAAAACUUCCUCACGCUCCAAAUAAAGGUUUUUUUUCUUAGAAUAUUAUAUGCCUUUCCUAAAUACAAUGGUUGUUCUGAUUAUUGCACUUAAAAUUGGGAUGUUGGACUAUAUUUUCAGUAUUCUGUUAAACAGUAAAGUACUGUGUAGAUAAAAUGGUAUUAAAAAUAUAGUUACCAAGUGUCAUCAUGUAAUAUGGCUGAAAAUCCUAACUGUGUGAAACUACUUGUUUUCUAUGAAAAUGAUCUAAAGAUUAAUUAG
Budorcas taxicolor (takin) is the source of this 2413-nucleotide messenger RNA. Its product is annotated as zinc finger protein 250-like. Lineage: Eukaryota; Metazoa; Chordata; Mammalia; Artiodactyla; Bovidae. The record is from RefSeq and is a predicted model, not a curated record. The transcript has 7 exons. Gene Ontology annotation, biological process: regulation of cytokine production; regulation of immune system process; negative regulation of transcription by RNA polymerase II. The coding region runs from base 200 to 1852 and encodes 550 amino acids.